Molecule: messenger RNA, 978 nt
Organism: Funneliformis mosseae
Lineage: Eukaryota; Fungi; Glomeromycota; Glomeromycetes; Glomerales; Glomeraceae
Source: the annotation of a GenBank genome assembly
AUGGAGGAGGUACCAAAGGUUAAAAAUUUUGAAUUACCCGAAGCUGUGAAAAAUAUCGAAUUGCUACCUGCAAUUGUCAAAAACAUGGAGCUACCUGAGGUAGUAAAGAACCUUGAACUUCCAGAGGUAGUUAAGAAUUUAGAGCUUCCGGAAGCAAUGAAAAACUUGGAUAUAUCUAAUGCUGUGAGAAAUGUUCCAACAACUGUUAUGAAUAAUGUACCAGAAUCUGUGAAAAAUAUUCAGGUUCCGAAGUCUAUGAAUACCGCGAUGUUUUCUUCAUUCGCGACAACUGCCUUAACCAGUGUCGCGUCUUUGACAAAGACAAUUCAGCAAAAAGUAGAAGAAACAGCAAAGAAUUUACAACAUGAGCAUGAAGUAUUUGUUAAACAAGUUAAUGAGGAAGCACAUAAACCUAAAACUGGAACAGAAGCCGUUGCUCCCUGGGUAGGACUUCCAAAUGAAGACAGCCUUAAGCAGCAAAUGUUAGCAUUAUCCCAUGACAAGCGAAAUUUCACAAUUCCUCCACCAGAAAACACAAAUUUUCAAUUUGAUAUGAAUAUAUUUUUUCAAACUGCUAUGGCUGCUUUAAAUGCCGAUCCUAACCUUAAUUAUAGGCGGUUUGAACUUGUUCCAGCUCAUGUGCAAGAACCAACAUUUUGGAGGAAUUAUUUCUAUAGAAUAUCUCUAAUUAAGCAAACUUCAUUAGGCUCAAUUGAUUCUAUAGUUUUAGAAAAUGAAGUAUUUUCAAAAGAUUCUAAUGAAGAAUCAAGAAAAUUUGAAGAAAAACAGGAAGAGAAAAACGAAGAGGUAGAUUCAUCAAACAAAGAAGUCUUAUUUGAUGCAAAUAAGAGCGGAAAUGAAUCAGAUGCUUGGAUUCAAGAUUUUGCUACGGCCGCUGGUAUAGUAAGCACAGAUGGCGAUGAAGAGGAACCUGAUAAUUGGGAGGAACAGUUAAACCAGCAUUUAUCCUCUGAAUAA